Molecule: messenger RNA, 6885 nt
Organism: Hemibagrus wyckioides
Lineage: Eukaryota; Metazoa; Chordata; Actinopteri; Siluriformes; Bagridae
Product: gamma-aminobutyric acid receptor subunit alpha-3-like
Exons: 10
Coding region: 303-1730 (475 amino acids)
Biological process (GO): gamma-aminobutyric acid signaling pathway; regulation of postsynaptic membrane potential; signal transduction
Cellular component (GO): synapse; postsynapse; neuron projection
Molecular function (GO): benzodiazepine receptor activity; GABA-gated chloride ion channel activity; inhibitory extracellular ligand-gated monoatomic ion channel activity
Source: RefSeq, a predicted model, not a curated record
GGGGGCGGGAAGGUUGGUUUGAGAGACGCAGGCUCGCGACGCUAACGGCUCUCCCCUCCUCACUGCAGCCCUCUCACCUCAGCGUCUUUAGCUAACACUUCACUGGAAGUAAAAUCAGAAAUUUAUCUGGGAAAGAAGCGAUUUGUGUGGAAGUGGAAGAGAGAGAGAGAGAGAGAAAGAGUGGGAGAGGGAAAACGACUCGCCGUCAGGCGCGUCAAAGCUGGAGAAAAGUCCGAAGUAGGUCGAAAAUCAGAAGAAGAAGACGUUCAUCUGUGCUGAGGCUUUUCUGGAUUCAGCGUGACAUGGCUAGUGCUCCUAACAAGCUUGUUCUUGUGUCGGUCAUAUGGCUGUUCCUAAUGCUCCUCGAACCCAGCCUUCAGAAUGGGGCUGUAGCAGGGCACAGAGAGCCUCUUCCUGAUGACAGCAGAGACAUCACCAUUUUUACUCGGAUUCUGGACCGUUUGCUAGAUGGCUAUGACAACAGGCUGCGCCCUGGUCUCGGAGAGAGUGUGACUGAAGUUCGAACCAACAUCUACGUCACCAGUUUUGGACCGGUAUCAGAUACAGACAUGGAGUACACAAUUGACGUAUUCUUCAGGCAGAGCUGGAGAGAUGAGAGGCUGAAGUUUGACGGACCCAUGCAGGUUCUUCCACUCAACAACCUUCUGGCCAGCAAGAUCUGGACUCCAGAUACCUUCUUCCACAACGGGAAAAAGUCGGUGGCUCACAACAUGACUACCCCUAAUAAACUCCUGCGUCUGGUGGACAACGGCACCCUGCUGUACACUAUGAGAUUAACUAUUCACGCUGAGUGCCCCAUGCAUCUGGAAGAUUUUCCCAUGGAUGCCCACGCCUGCCCGCUCAAGUUUGGAAGCUAUGCUUACACCAACAACGAGGUGGUCUACAUCUGGACUGCAGAGGAUGAGAAGUCCGUGUCCGUGGCUCCAGAUGGCUCCCGUCUCAACCAGUAUGACCUGCUGGGACACGUCAUUGGCAAAGAGACCAUCAGCUCCAGCACAGGAGAAUAUGUGGUGAUGACAAUUUAUUUUCAUCUGAAAAGGAAAAUCGGCUAUUUUGUCAUUCAGACGUACUUACCCUGCAUCAUGACAGUCAUCCUUUCCCAGGUCUCCUUCUGGCUCAACCGGGAGUCUGUCCCGGCACGUACCGUCUUCGGAGUCACCACUGUUCUGACCAUGACCACACUAAGCAUCAGUGCCAGAAACUCUCUACCCAAAGUGGCCUAUGCUACAGCUAUGGACUGGUUCAUGGCCGUGUGUUACGCCUUCGUCUUCUCCGCCCUCAUUGAGUUUGCCACUGUCAACUAUUUCACCAAGCGCAGCUGGGCCUGGGAUGGUCAAAAGGAGAUCCAGGAGAUGAGGAGACGCGAAUCUGCAUCAUUCUCCAAAAAGACCAACAACACGUUUAACAUUGUGGGCACCACUUAUCCGAUGAGUGUGGGAAAGGAACCUGGACUGACCACCAUCGCUAAGAGCGCUUCCAGCACGGCCUCGGCCCCGGCCCCGGCUCAGCCGGUCCGAGAGGUGCGGCUCUCCAGGAUGGAUGGCGAGUACAUCUGCGAAGGCGUCAAGAAGUCCUACAAUCGAGUCAGCAAAGUGGACAAGAUCUCACGCAUCAUCUUUCCUGUGCUCUUCUUCAUCUUCAACCUGGCCUACUGGGCCACUUACGUCAACAGAAAGCCAACCAUCAGGAGGUCCAACCCCCAUAACUGAACCUGAAGUAUAUCCAAAACAACAGUGAAAAAAAACUUCCAGUCAAGUCUGGAGUAGCCAUACGAUGCUACCACCACAUUCACCGUAUUUUUUUUUCUUAUUUGUUUUGUUUUGCAUCGGUUUCACACCAGGGUUACAUGCUAUCUUCUGAUUGCUACGAAGUGGUUUAAGAAUAUGUUUGCUCGAUGCUUGUUGUUUAUGGGAGACCCAUGUGGUAAGGUCUGAUUAAGCCCUAUAGUACAUUUUUCGAUGCCAAAAUAUAAACAGCAGCCUGUUUGACACCACGGGUUCAGGACGAUCUACAAGGCUGUACGCUCACCACAACACUGCAUCAUCAGAUAGAAAACUCUGAGUCAUCGUCGCUAGUCAGUUGACUGGCCGAUCGCCUGUAGCCUUCAGCAGCCAGCAGCGAUGUCCGUAUGUCUGUGUAUCUUUCAUAAUGAUCAGCGUUUGCUCUCGGAGACUCGGCCAAUUUAGACCAGUAUCAUCUAGAAUCGCUUUUCCAUCAUCCCCUUGAGUUUCCUUUAUCUGUAUUGUAUUGUUUUAACAGCCCAUGCAGGCUCAAAGGUAAAGAAACUGUGUGCCUUUUCUCAAUCCCUCUCCUGUGCAGAUGAAUCAUUCAUCACUCAGGCUCAUUGUCUCAAGCUUACACUUUUACUCGAACAAAGAAAUUUAAACGAACUCCCAUUGAGUCGUCCGAUGCUCCACCGAGCGCAUCUGACAUUUUAUUGCAUUUAUUUGUUCCUGUGUGAAAACCAUGUUCAUCUGCAUGAACUGUACCUUGUAUUGCUUACAGGCUUUCUCUAGUCAAUAGCCGAAUGUUUUCUUUCUUUUCUUUUCUUUUUUUCCUUUUAUUAUUUCUGCAGUGACAAAUCACAAGACUGCUGUACAGCUUUAACAACCAAGUAUUGUGACUAAAGUUACAUUUACUGUGCCAUGCCAUUAUCAAGAGCUAAACUGUGAAUAGUAUCAUCAGUAGGCUUUAUGUGAUUAUGUUUAGCGUACUGUUUGUAGUUUACAAUACAUUAAUGCAAAUAUUUAAAAUAUAUAUAUGAUUUUUUCAUUCUCUACUUUGAAAGAGCCAAGUUUACAAAGAAUUUUUUUUCUAAAGUUGCGUAAUGUAUGUACUUAUGUGACAGCAAGCUAUAAGAAGCAAAAAAACCCAUUAACCUGAUCAUUUCAUGAAUCAUUGCUAUUGAUUAAUAGUUCUGAGUACAUAGUGUAAUUUACCAUCCAUCAUUAAAAAAGAGAAACUAAUUAGAGGACGGAAAAUACUUUUAUUUCCUUUUUUUCUCACAGAUUUGUUUGUUCAUUCACCUCAUGCUGUAUUAAUAGUAGAUUUAAUGCAUGACAAUCUCCUCAGUAUUCUGUCACCUCCUGUUACACCGGGUGUCAUGAUUUAGCAUGACCUCCGAAGUGUAGCUUCUCCAAAUAGCGGUAUUUGGAGUUUGUAGAUACAUUAUUAUCUCAUGGGGAUACUUCAUACGUUUGUAUUUUGACGCAAAUAGUCUAAAUCGAAAAUAAAACCAUAUCUAAAAAUAAGAAUAUAUUUAUAUAGCGAUAUAAACAUCUAUUUAUGUUAUUUAUUAUAUACCGUAUAUAUAGACAUGAUAUAUAGAUACAGACAUUAUAAAUAUAUAUACAGUAUAUAUAUAUAUAUAUAGCUCAGGGAAGCCCAACAGACGGGAAUUGUGCUGUUGUAAUAAACCUGCUGAUACACUGAGGUUUAUUCGAGUAGUCAGUAAUAAACUGGGCUGGACUCUGAGCAUUGAUCUGUUGGUCUGACACAGCAGCUGGGCUUCCCUCUUUAAUUCUAUUGGAGCAAAUGUAAAAUAAAAUUUCAAAAAAAAAUAUAUCAGUGAUCCGUACAGCGACGUAGUGCCGUGAAUUAGACCAGACCUGUAUUCCAAUCUAUAUUCGAGGCCCGGUAAAAGUUGUGAUAGUUAUAUGUAUUGUGAAAUCCAAUUUAAAUAGGAUACUUGGAAACUGUCGUCUGUGUAACAGUUCUCUAUAACUUUACUGUCUAACUUAUGCACACUGAGGAAGUACUCUAGAUAUGUAUUUUUAUGGCAAUUAUGUUUAUUGUUAAAGACUUGACAGCAAAGGAGUGGAUCACAUUUGUGUCCAAGCCAUAGUUGACCGAUUAGACGUCCAGUAUUAUAAUAUAUUGAUUAGUUUGUCACUGCCAGUCUACAACACCGGAUUAAUGCUGCGUAUCUUCGCUCAGCUGGCAUGAACUUUCUUUUCUUUUGCUUCCUUGUAAUGGUUUGUAAUAGAGCCUGUUCAUAGUUCUGGUUGUAGCUUCCUAACAACUGUCCCCGACAUUAGCUAGCAGGAUUCUUGCUCUGGUAGUCGUGCUGCAUUUGUGUGGACGUUUUUCAAUUUUUACUCUGGAAAAAAAGAACAGUAAGCUUUCUUGUACAUACUGUAUAAAAGAGCAAAAAAUACUUACACUUUCAAACACUGGUUAGAUUUCAUCCCUGUGGUCCCUUAGCUAGUUCUUUCUGAUGUAAUCAGUGGCCUAAGGGGAGGUCAGCGUUGUCUUUUAUGUAUACGCUUACCAGCUACUUGGUUAGGAACACCUCUGUCCGUUUUUCCAUUCACGCAGUUAUCCAGCCAGCCAGCCAAUCACGUGGCAGUGACACAAUGCAUCAGUUCAUGUAGAUACAGUUUUCUGUUAAUGUUUACAACAGAAUGGGGGAGAAAUGUGACCUUAAUGUUUUUUUGUCAUGGUUGCUGGUGUCAGAUGGUCUGAUUUGAGUAUUUUAAUAAUUCUGAGACGUUUUUCCGUUUUCAUCUCUCCAGUUUUGGUGUCCACUUCAGCGUCAGAUUCCUGUACUUGUCUGACUGGACCAAAUCCCCAUGUGCUUUUUGUGCUCUUGUAAGAUUUUCUCAUUCUGGUGUUGGAUGUGAACAUUAACUGAACCUUGGUAUCUGCAUGAUAUGAUGUGAUUGGCAGAUCAAAUAAUCGCAUGAAUAGCGGUGAGUGCAGACUUAUAACUGUAUACCUUCACCUAUUAGAUGGAAAAUAUCUGAGAGGUGAAUCAUUCGGUUAUCAGUCUCGUGGAUGUUGGUGGUUGUUCAUGUCACAUGUGACGUGCUUAUUUUAUUAUUAGCAUUGUUAUUAUCGUGCUUCCUUUCGUGGCAUUACACUGUGAUCGGGUUUUAACGGAUGAUUAGGUGAGAAUUGUCUUCUGCACAAAUCAUGAGCGAGUUCUUGUCUCGACAUCUUCUUGAGUAAAGACGAUGUCAGACUACGCAAAGCCUCAGCGGACGCUGCCCAUCCCUUACUGUAUUAAUCAGACUUGUGGUUAAAACAGUCCUUAUCCAGAAAGUUAAAAAGUAAAUAAAACGCUGUGCUGUGAACAAGGAUGACUUGAUAAAACUGCCUUCAUCAAAAUAAAUUGUAAUGUUUACGACCCGCUUCCUCUGCCAUACGUCACGAUUAUUGCCAAAUUAUUAGCCGUGCCAAAUGACCUUUUGUGUGGAGCACAGUGAAAGAACUGAUUUGCCCAUAGAUAUGGACUUAGUUCUGUGUGUGUGUGUGUGUGUGUGUGUCUCAAUCAAACAGUCAGGUUUUCUGCAUUGAAAUGUCUUGAGAGCUUAAAACGUGCCAGUGACGGAAUUCCCAUUCGCCGGUUCGCUAUGACAGAACUGCAGUAAUUGCGAGCAGUAAAUUGCGAGCUUCUGUUCCUGUUUUGCAUUUUUCCAGCUCAAAACAAUUCUUGUGUCAAAACAGUUUUAAGCAAAGGCGCACUCGUUUUAAAUGAACUCGCACGCCAUCCUUGCCUUUAUUUUCCUACAGAGCGGACUCGGGCCACCUUUAAUGAAAUGAGAAUAUCUCAGAUCUUCAUCCAGCGCUAAGAUACUCCAGAGAAGCUGAGCCAGACGUCCUCCUUUUUUUUUCCCUCGGAUAAACACUCCCCAUGUAAGGAGUGAUCUCCCCAGUGUCCUCAUGAAUAUUUGAAAACAUUUGAGCUUUUUGGUUCCAAAUUACUGUGGAGAUGUAAUGCUUUUUGCUAAUGGGAGAUGCUUUUGUUAUUAAUUAUAAAUCGAUAAUGGUUUGUGUGGCCCCUGCCGUGUUUUCUGGUUUUUCCCACUGUUCCGAGUGCCCACGGUGCCUCGCUGACCCUCCACCGUCUCCUCCGUUCACACAGCCGAGUGCAGUCGAUAUCCUCUUCAGCUCUGGCGCACUUCUCUAAAGUCACGACAGAACGUUGUGUUCGACUCUUGCGUGACUGAUUUACCGAUCGCAUUCAUUAACGAAUUUUUCCUGUUCUUGCUUACGUCACAGCAGCUAUAAACAAUUCUUCCCUGUCUUGUCAAGUUAAUAAGCCCCCACAAAAAAUACACCGCUACCAAGAAACUGUAAAUCGGUCAUUAGGUCACUCUUACCGAGCGCUGACACUGGAGACUCCUUCCAUAUUAAAAAAUAACAGAAAGCUCCAGUACGUUUUUCUUCGUUGAACUGCUCCAUUGUCCCCUGCAAACGACCCGUUGCCAUAGAAACGCUAUAAUGCUUCAAUAGAAAUAUUAACGAAGCGUAUACGUUGCAGCCGGAUCUACUGUUCAGAGCCGCACCGUAGUGCUUACUCCGUCCGCUUAUUGCUGAGAAAAAGUCCACAAGAGUGAGAUUGCUAAGACUUUGAGACGUAGACGUUUCUGUGACAGAGAGAAGUUUUAGUGCUCAGUUCCAUUAUUUGGAAACAAAGACAAAUACAGGUUCUAAUCCGAUAGACCGUAUUUCAGAUAGGUGUUUAAUCUCAGACAUAAUCUGAUCUCCGUCACGUUCAGCCGUCGACUGUGUCACACUGAUGUGCUCUGACGUGAAGCUAGCUGUUGUGUAACGUUCAGGACUCCAGUUUUAGUUCCGAUCAGAAAUCUGUCUCUGAGUUCAGUGCCAUAACGCAGUAAGACAGUAAACUCUGAUUAGAUCUGCUGUUGAAAGUUGUUUUAUUGUCAGAAAAGGCACGGGGUUUAGGGAUCCGUGUUUUUUUCUUUUCUUUUGUAGAGAUUUGAACAUUUUGGUGUUUUACUAUGUUUUCAAGGUGCGUUUUGUUGUGACCUGUUUGUGAGAGUAAUGACAGUUUUCUGUUUUAACUCUGUGUGUCUGGGUUCGCUGUUACCUUGAAUAAAGAUACUCAACUUUCACAUA